Messenger RNA from Trypanosoma conorhini, 624 nucleotides. RefSeq lists its product as uncharacterized. The record is from RefSeq and is a predicted model, not a curated record. Bases 1 to 624 code for a protein of 207 amino acids. The transcript has a single exon. NCBI's taxonomy places the organism in Eukaryota, Euglenozoa, Kinetoplastea, Trypanosomatida, Trypanosomatidae.
AUGGGCGCUGCACCUCUUCUUGUGUGCGCAUGCCCCUUCCGGGGGUGCAGGCACGACAGGCGCCGCUGCGGAUGUAGUGUGGCCUGUGGGUGCUGCCCACAUCUUUUUUCCUUUUUUCUUUUUCUCUUAUUUGCGCUUGUCUUGCUGCAGGGCCGUGUGCUUUUUGCCCUGGGUCGGAGUCUGCGUCGUGCGUGGUGUGCGUCCUGCGCUGCACGCUGGGCGGCUGCCUUCUCUGCAUUCAGUUUGCCCUCUGCGUGCGUGUCCGCCGCACACCUCCCUCUCCUCUCUCUUUAUCUUCCUUGCUGCUCUCUUCGCCCUUCACCGUGCAGACCGGCCCAGCGCCAAUCAACAAGAGCCAUGAAGCUUCAGAGGUGCCGUCUGCUGUACUUGUUGCUUGUUCUCGCCCUCUGCUGCUUCCCGUCCGUGUGCGUGACAGUGGCCACUGGAAACAGUGACACGACCACAACGACGACAACGACGGAGGCGCCUGAGUCCACAAGUACGACGACGACGGUUGCCCCGAAUGGAGCUGGCAAGAAGGACGGCAGCUUCGGCGGCCGGGCGUGGGGGUGGGCCUCGCUGGUGCUCGCUGCGUUCACGCUGGCGCACGCCACCCUGUGCUGA